AUGUCAGCGGCAGAGAGCAUUUCACAAGUUAAUAUAAAAGAGGACUCUGUGGAUUUAUAGUUAUUAAGUCCUCCAGCUCCCAUUAUGAGAAAUACAUUUGGUUAUCGCUAAUUUUCCUUUCCAUUUAUUUACCCAUAACAAGCCCCUGUGCUUGUUAGAUAGAUGCUUGUUUACCUGAACUAUGCAAUAAAAAUACCAGUAAGUGAAGGAACUACAGCUGAUUGUAAAUAAUGCUUGAUCGUAUAUUGUCAGUAUGGUUUUGGUUUGGAUCAGAUCGCCCUGGUUUCUUUCUGGGAACAUCUUUAUUGACCACAUUGAUGCUGCUGGUGUAUGCUGGGGGGAUUCAAGCAAGUCUCAGUUUAGGGCCAGGUGGAGACUUCCCAAGGUUCAGAGAUGUGUUCCUGUAUGCUUUAAGUCACGAUGACCUGCCUUCCUUGCUGGUCAGUGUUGCCCUCCUGCUGUUGGUUGGACCAUGUCAGGAGCGCCGCUGGGGAACAGUUGCAUUCCUCGCCCUCUCCAUCAUGACAAUGACCAUAUUACCUCUCCUUUACACCCUGGUCCUCUUUGUCUUUGGGGCUGAAGCAAGUCGGAUCUAUGGCUAUUCAGCCAUCCAGCUGGCCUUGUUUACUGCCCAGUGUCGUCAGGUGACCCAGAGGAGGCUGCUGAGGUGUUUGCCAGUUUGGUUUCUCCCCUGGCUCCUUCUGCUGCUCGGUCUGCUGCUGCUCCCAGGCACACCCGCCCUGCUUCACUUCUGCGCAAUAUGCAUUGGUCAUAACUAUCAUCAGUCCUUCAUUGUGAUGUUACAGGAGUUCGAGGAAGUCAGCAUCUUGAAUUUCAUUCCUGAUUCAGCAUAUGUUCCCACUUCAGCAAGGUUCAGAUUGCCCACCUACACUACCUCACAGAGAUCUAGAUCACUUUCUGAGAUGGUGCCUGUAGAUCAGGCAGCUCCAGAUCCUGCUCCCAUGAGGGAUCCCUCAGUUUUGAACCACCACCCGUGGAUGGAGCCAGUGCCUGACUGGACAAUGCAACACCCUGCUGCACUGACUGAGGCAGAGAUAUUGGAGGAACAGAUGCUACGGGCUGGGAUAUUCGCUUCCUUACAGGAUGCUCCUGAGGAUGCAGAUGCAAAAGUAGAAGUGCCCAAAUCAUCAGUUUCCUCCCUGCGACUCCAGCAGCUGGAGAAGAUGGGCUUUGCAACAGAAAAAGCUGUAGUUGCAUUAGCAGCCUCAAAACAGCUAGAUGGCGCCAUCUCGCUGCUCAUUGACGACAGUGUUGGAGAACAGGCUAUUGUGACUUCGAAAGGGAAGAACCCUAUGCCACCACAGAGCACAUAGGCAA
Scomber japonicus (chub mackerel) is the source of this 1338-nucleotide messenger RNA. It is a transcript of the gene rhbdd3, whose product is annotated as rhomboid domain containing 3. Gene Ontology annotation, molecular function: serine-type endopeptidase activity; protein binding. NCBI's taxonomy places the organism in Eukaryota, Metazoa, Chordata, Actinopteri, Scombriformes, Scombridae. Gene Ontology annotation, cellular component: membrane. Bases 231 to 1334 code for a protein of 367 amino acids. The transcript has 5 exons. The record is from RefSeq and is a predicted model, not a curated record.